Carya illinoinensis is the source of this 2128-nucleotide messenger RNA. Its product is annotated as stemmadenine O-acetyltransferase-like. The record is from RefSeq and is a predicted model, not a curated record. Lineage: Eukaryota; Viridiplantae; Streptophyta; Magnoliopsida; Fagales; Juglandaceae. The coding region runs from base 605 to 2011 and encodes 468 amino acids. The transcript has a single exon.
GCUCAGUUGGGUGCAUGCAUAUUGUUAUAUAUUCCCUUUACAUGAGGGGCGAUACCCAUCGAUCCAGCUCCCAGAAUAGUUAGCAGUACUGAACAAGUCAGCAGGCUUGGCUUUUUCAGUUGGGUUUUGAUGUUAUGUUAGGUAGAUUUUCUCGCAGAAUCUUCCUCAUUCCUCUCUCCAUCUCCCCGAUAAUUUUAUCUUUCCCGGCUGGACACAACCGAACGUACGUUAUGCCAAACAGUUGGGUAUGUACCGGUCAGGAUUUCUGAUAUUCUUUAAAACAUCCAUGCCAUGAUCUCUUUCUGAUCAAUAUCUCUUCCAUCGCUUCCUAUCGGCCUUCUUCUUCCUCAUCAUUUUUUUUUUUUUUUUUUAUCUCUUUUGAUCUGAUCUCACGACCAAAGUGCUGCAGCUAGCUAGCUAACCAGGAAUCCCACUCAUAGAUCAUCAUUGCCAGUACCUUCUCUCCAGAUCAAUCAUGUCUUAGUCUAUUUGUUUGAUCUUGAUCUAGCUAGCUAGCCUUUGAUCUUGACUAAGAGUAAUGUUACAUAUUCCUGAUCCGGAUCGAUAUAAAGAUUGCGUAUAUGCUUUUGCAGAAAGCAAUUAGAUGGCAAUUGAAGUUGAGAUAAUCUCCAAGGAGAAAAUAAAGCCAUCAUCUCCAACACCAGAUCACAGAAGAAACUUCAAGCUCUCAUUCUUAGACCAAUUUGCACCGCCCUUUUAUACAUCGACUAUUUUUUUCUACCAUUUUAACUAUCCAGGCCAGAAGUACUUCAAUCCGUUAGAAAGAUCUUCUUGGCUCAAAAGGUCUCUAGCUGAAACCUUAACUCGCUUUUAUCCCUUGGCUGGAGAACUUAUCGAUGAAGAUGCCUACGUUGAUUGUAACGAUGAGGGCGUCAACUAUAUUCAAGCAAGAGUCGCAUGCAAGCUAUCUCAAGUGGUAGAUAAAACUGAUGGUAAGGCAUUGCUCCCAUUGCUCCCAUUUGAUCCCUACAAGGAUUGCACAGGGCCCGGAGAGACAGUUCUCCUAGCAAUCCAAUACAGUAUCUUUGAAUGCGGUGGAGUUGCAAUCGGCGUGAUCGAUUCACACAAGAUCGCCGACGGAACAUCGCUUGCUGCACUGAUUAAUGCAUGGGCCAGCACGUCCCGAGGAGCUAAUCAUGAAGUUACAAAUCCCAGUUUUGAUGCAGCCAUCCAUUUUCCUCAGACAGUUUUGCCGGGGUGGUUCAGGAGGGUGCCACCAAUGGAACAAGAAAGGUUAUCGUCCAAAAAAUUUGUAUUCAACAAAUCCAGCAUUGAUGCUCUAAGAAAAGAAGCCUCCGUUGCGUUUGGUACAGACGAAAGGGGUCCGUCACGGGUGGAGGCUGUUUCAGCAUUCAUAUGGUGGCGUUUAAUGACGAUAGCUCGGUCCAAACCAGGAGGCAAAGCAAAGCAAUAUGGAGUACGUCACGCCGUGAACUUGCGCCCAAGGAUGGUUCCAAGACUUUCGGAGCACUCCUUUGGGAAUGUUUGGAAUAUUGCGAUCACAGCAGUACCGCCGACGGAGGUUGAGAAAGAUUACCCUUCUUUGACGAGACAGAUCAGGAAUUCUAUCAGCCAAGUCAACGCGGAAUUCGUGAAGCAUCUACAAGACGCAAAUGCAUUCUUGGAGACCACGAGAAUGGAAUUGAUGGAGAUGUUCAAGUUUGAGACAGAAUUCUUCAACUUCACCAGUUGGUGCAGCUUUCCGGUCUACGAUAUAGAUUUUGGGUGGGGGAAGCCGACUUGGGUGGCUUGUCCGAUCAGGCCCUUUAAGAAUGUGAUUCUGAUGAUGAGUAGCAGAGAUGGUGAAGGAAUUGAAAUGUGGGUAAACCUUGAGGAGGAACAGAUGGCCAUGUUUGAACGUGACCAGAAGUUGCUCCAAUUUGUUGUGUCAUCAGGAGCUACAGAUCAUCGUCGAAAUAUCUUCUCUUGUCUGAAAAGCUAUAUUUCUAACUCCGGGUGGAAGAAUUUUGUUAAUGUCUCAAAAUGUUGACGAUAAGCAUGACCUGCCUUCUCUCAACGUAGUGAAAAAGGAAUAGAUCAUAGAGAUAAAGCUAGCCUAAAGCUUGCAAGUCUUGAACAAAUCAUUUUAUAAAAAAGUAUGUCUAAA